GGGCUUUGGGACCCCAGAGAGGGGUUAGCGACCCCAUGGGAGGAUGCAGGGACCCCAUGGAAGGGGGUGAGGCACCCCACAGAGGGGUGUGAGGGACCCCAGGGGUGGUUUUGGGGACUGCAUGGGUGGAUGCUGGGAUGCAGGGGGGUGUUUUAGGGACCCGAUGGAGGAUUUAGGCACCCUGGGGAGGGUGCCUGGACCGUGGGGUGGGGUCAGAAGGGGACCCCAAAGCUGCGGAUGCAGUGACCCCAUGGGGGAAGGGGGGCUCCUCCCUGUCCCCCAGGUUCGGGGGCCCAUGGCAGAGCAGGACCGGGCGCUGGAGCCGGGCUGGCUCCUGUCCCCCGCCGGCCGCCCCUACCUGGACUCCAUCCUGCACAAGAACCAGCGCAGAGUGUUCGGUCUGCUGGAGCGCCCGGCGCUGCCGCCCGCGCUGGCUGUCCCCACUGUCACCUACAAACUCUUCCUGGCGGGCAGGAGCGGCGUCGGCAAGACAGCGCUGGUGGCCUGGCUGGGGGGGACCCCCGCGCCCCCCGCCCACCACGAGACCCUGGGCAUCGAGGCCACCACGCUGUUCUGGCCGGCCAAGCCCCGCGGCAGCGGCCGCCCGGUCCUGUUCCAGCUGCACCUCUGGGACUGCGGGGACGGAGCGCUCCGGAAGUUCGAGCACCUGCUGCCCGCCUGUAAGGAGGAGGCGGACGCCGCCCUGUUCCUGUUCUCCUUCACGGACCGCGCGUCCUUCGAGGAGCUGCCGGCGCUCAUGGGCCGCGUGCUGGGCCCCGAGGACCGCCACCUCGUCAGGGUGGUCGUGGGCACCAAAUUCGACCUGGUCGCACACGCGGCCGUGACGGAAGGGGACGUGCGGGCCUUCGAGGGGACGCAGGGGCUGCGGGUGCUGCGGGCGGGGGGCACCGCGGGGGCCGGUGGGGCGCGGGCGGGGCUGGCCCGGGUCGCCCCCGUCCUGGACGCUCUGGUCGAGGAGCUCUGGCGGCGCGACCAAGUGACCGCCGGCGUCACCCCGGGGGACACGGGGGACACCCCCACAUGAACCCCCUCUUGUGGGGGGGGGUUGUGGGCGUGGGAGGGAUAAAGGCGUUCUUUUGUUAAAA
This is a messenger RNA of Vidua chalybeata, 1106 nucleotides long. It is a transcript of the gene CPLANE2, whose product is annotated as ciliogenesis and planar polarity effector complex subunit 2. NCBI's taxonomy places the organism in Eukaryota, Metazoa, Chordata, Aves, Passeriformes, Viduidae. The record is from RefSeq and is a predicted model, not a curated record. The transcript is spliced from 5 exons. Gene Ontology annotation, molecular function: GTP binding; GTPase activity. Bases 122 to 1045 code for a protein of 307 amino acids.